UUUCAAUGAUUAGCCGAACAGGUGUGGACUAUAAAUUGAUCCGUUGACGGAUACUGCAUAUCAUUCACUUCUUGCUAUCUCAGCGACAAAGAACCCACCUCAGUUCAAAAACUUUUAAAAAUAUUUACAAAAAUGGCAUUCAAGUUUGUAUUCGCACUCGCCUUCGUCGCCGUUGCCAGCGCUGGCUAUGUACCAGUUGCUCCAGCAUACCACGCCGCACCAGCCGUCGCCGUGCACGCAGCACCUGUAGCUCAUUCAGAGGAAUACGAUCCUCAUCCUCAAUACAAAUACUCUUAUGGUGUUGAGGACAAGCUGACCGGUGAUGCCAAGAGCCAAGUGGAGGAACGUGAUGGUGAUGUGGUCCGCGGUGAAUACUCCCUCAUUGACGCUGAUGGUUACAAACGCACUGUUCAAUACACUUCGGAUGAUGUGAAUGGUUUCAACGCCGUCGUCAGCCGUGAACCUUUGGUUAAGUCCGUGGCCGUCGCUCCAGUUGUAAAGACCGUUGCUCCUGUUGCCCACUACGCUGCUCCAGUUGCUCACUACGCCGCUCCUUCCGCUCACUACUCAGCUCCUGCUGUAGUCAAGACUGUUGCCCCAGUUGCUCACUACGCCGCUCCAGUCGCUCACUACUCAGCCCCUGCUGUGGUCAAGACCGUUGCCCCAGUUGCUCAUUAUGCUCCUGCUCCAGUGGCUCACUACGCCGCUCCUGCAGCUCAUUACUCUGCACCAGCCUCUCAUUAUGCAGCUUACUCAUCUCCGGCUGUCGAGUACCAUCAUUUGGUUAUCGCAUUUCUACUGGUGGCUGCCGUUAGUGCCGGAGUUUUAGUACCACAACCGCUACAUCACUACAGUAAUCAAGUAGAGGAAUACGAUCCUCAUCCUCAAUACAAAUUCUCUUAUGGUGUUGAUGACAAAGUGACAGGUGAUUCCAAGAGUCAAUACGAAGAGCGCGAUGGUGAUAUGGUGCAUGGCCACUACUCUUUGAUAGAUGCUGAUGGCUUCAAGCGCACAGUUCAUUAUACCUCCGAUCCACAUAAUGGUUUCAAUGCGGUCGUAAGCCGUGAACCAUUGGUGAAGGUAGCCCAAGUUGCUCCAGUGGCGCAUUAUGCUCACGAACCCGCAGUUGUUCACAAUGCUCCUGAUUAUCAUUAUCGUCACUACUGACAGUUGAACUUAUGCGUAUACCUAACUGUAUUUAUUUUUAUUAUUUUGUUUGCAUGUAUUUGUUUGUUUUAUAAAUGUUUUUGA
This is a messenger RNA of Bactrocera dorsalis (oriental fruit fly), 1251 nucleotides long. RefSeq names its product cuticle protein-like. Lineage: Eukaryota; Metazoa; Arthropoda; Insecta; Diptera; Tephritidae. The record is from RefSeq and is a predicted model, not a curated record. Gene Ontology annotation, cellular component: extracellular matrix. The transcript has 3 exons. The coding region runs from base 133 to 1167 and encodes 344 amino acids.